This is a messenger RNA of Brienomyrus brachyistius, 7278 nucleotides long. It is a transcript of the gene mki67, whose product is annotated as marker of proliferation Ki-67. Gene Ontology annotation, cellular component: chromosome; nucleus. The record is from RefSeq and is a predicted model, not a curated record. Gene Ontology annotation, molecular function: protein binding. NCBI's taxonomy places the organism in Eukaryota, Metazoa, Chordata, Actinopteri, Osteoglossiformes, Mormyridae. The transcript is spliced from 16 exons. Gene Ontology annotation, biological process: regulation of chromosome segregation; regulation of mitotic nuclear division. The coding region runs from base 296 to 5653 and encodes 1785 amino acids.
UUUAAUGUAUUUUAGUGACUAUAAUUACAUUGAUUCGGGGAAUAUUAAUGAAUUGUGGCGCAGGAAUACGCAGGCGUAGUUCCCCUCGCACAUGUCAGACCCCUUUAGUCUGUUGAUUGCCAUACCUUCUAGGUUUAGGAAAUAGCCGAUUUGGGAAGUCGCAGUAUCUAAAUGUAACUUGUUUUUGUUAGCGCUCAUCCGAAGUAAAGACGUAUCUUCUGGACGUCGAUGGAAAACACGUCAUUUUAAACACGUUUUAAAAGAUAGUCUACAGACCAGGUAAGUAAAGCACGACAUGCCUCUUCAUGGGAAGAUAGUGGUGAUCAAAAGGAGCGGAGGAGAUGGCACCGAGUUCCCUCUCACGGCGGCAUGCUUGUUUGGGAGGAAACCCGAGUGUGACAUCAGGAUCCAGCUGCCUCAGGUGUCCAAGGAGCACUGUCGCAUUGAGUUAAAUGAAAAUAAAGAGGUCAUUUUAACAAAUCUCAGCUCUGUUAAUCCAACUCUUAUAAAUGGAAAGCCUAUACAGCAGUCUGAACGUUUGAAACAUGGAGACAUAAUCACGAUUAUCGACCGUUGCUUCAGGUUUGAAUGUCCUCCAGAGCCGACGCCAAAGAAGAACAUACCACCGGCCAAACGGAAAAGUGAAACUCUGCAGGUUCUACAGGAACAUCAAGUGAGAGAGGCUGAUGCUUCGGUGUCAGGAGAAAAAGGAAAAUAUCCACAAACUCCAGAACAAACUUGUUUGAAAGAUGGAACAAAUAUGGUCCUGGCCAGUGUGGGUGACAGUGAUGAGGCUGUGGGAAAACAGGCCUUUGUUACCAGCCUGGACCAAAGCAUAUCAACAGCAAAGGAGGUUCUUUCACCCUUCAGUGAACUUUAUGAAAUGACAAAGCAAAGUCUCUCUGAGAAGUUGCCACGGAAAUCUGAACAGCCCAAGACCCCUUGUUCAAGACGUGACUCCAAAAUGGAAGUGGUGCCUCGGAAUGCAUCAUUGGAUAAACCUGCCAGUGCCUCUGGUGCUGAUGUAACCCCAAAAUCUGGACGGAGUAUGACGAUAACGCCAGGGAGAGAAGACUUACAGAGUCCCACUCAGAAGUUGCAAGAUGCCAUUGAACAAGUUGUGACUCCAGUUCAGGUGACGCCAAAAGUCAGACGUUCGAUGAAGUCUCCUGCAAAGCAGCUGACAGCUGCCGUCUCGGAGGAUCAGCUGACCCCUGUCUCUCAGAAGAAAAAUCACAUCAGCACACCUCAGAAAUUCACUGCUGCAGAAGUAGCUCAACAUGUCCUUUCUCAGGGUACUUCUGUGCUGGAAGAUUGUACCAUCAGUAAGUCUGUGACGCCUAAAACAAGGCGAAGCAAGGAAGCUCAUUCCCCAGCAGGAGGAGAAGGUGGGCCUCGCUCACCAGGUCGUCCUUUUGUCUGUACCCCAAAUCAAGCCAAGAAGACAAAUGGACAGUCAGUCGAGGUUAAAGAGAAGUCCCCAAGAGCCACAGUAGUUUCCAGUAAGAGGACCUCACCCAGGACAACAGCAGGAAAACUUCAAGCUUUGAGUGUACUUGAAACAGCAGCACCAUCUUGUGGGGAAAACGAAGGUGGUCAGUCAGGCCGUCAUAAGAAACGUAAGAGUGGGGACCUAGGUGAUUUGCCUGUGCCUUUGAUGAAAAGGAAGAGAGUCUCAUUUGGUGGGCAGUUGAGUCCUGAGCUGUUUGACAAGCGGCUUCCUCCAAACUCUCCCCUGCGCAAAGGGGCCACACCAGGUAGACGCAGCUUGUCUGUAUUGAAAAAACACCCUGUCUUAAGAAGAGCAUCCGUUAUUGGUUUGAUUCAGGAGCUGCCUUCUGAAAAGUCAAGUUCAGAAAAACCCAAGGCUUCAAGCCCAAGGAUGAGAGCUUCUUCCAAAGCUGGGUCUACAAGUAGGACCCCUUCUCCUGCUAAGAAAACACCUGCUGCAAAGAGUAAAACCCCAUCUCCAGGAAAGACAAAAUCCCCUAAGGUGAAACCUGGUAUGCCGUCCAAGGAAAAAGAGAAAUCUCCAAGCCGGAGGUCUUCCAAAACCGUCGAUCAAUCUCCAAGUAGACGCAGGUCCCCUUCGAAAGAGAACCCUCUGACGUCAAAAGGCUUGAAGUCCCCUGCCUUUCAGCCACAGACUCCUGUUUCAGUCUUGGGUAAGACUACUACUCCACGUAGGAGAGAAUCGUCUUCUGCUGGUUCAAAAUGUUCACCCAAAACCACCUCUCCUGAAGGAGAAUCUCUGUCUGCUGAAAUAUCCAUAAAUGAUGCCUCAGCAAGCCAAACACCCAUUGUACGAGGCAGGUUUUCAAUAUCGCGAAUUGAAACUCCUUCACCUGUAGCUGAUCAGGAUACGGCUGCUCCAGAAAGUUUUGCUUCAAACAGUUCUGUCUCUAUAACUCCAUCUGUCCUGCUGAGGAGAGUGAGCCUCAAGUCUGCAAAGGCAACCCCCAGAAGUGCGAGGAGGAGUGCCCUUGAAUUAAUGCGUUUAAGGCGAAGUGGAGCUUCUCAGGCCAAUUUGAAAGUAGUGAGUUCCUGGGCUGAUAUUGUUAAAUUUGGCACCACCAAAGCCCAGACUGAAAUCACAUCCAAGAAACGAAUCUCAAGAAGAAAAGCUGUCAGAACCAUGAAACAAAAACCGAAGCCCCCUAAGACUCCUAUUCAGAAACUCAAAGGACAUUUCAGUACGGGCCAUGCUGAAUCGCCAGCUACGAUUGUUGUUGGGAAAGCCCAUGCCAAGACUGUAUUGCCUACAGGUUGUGCACCAAACUUUGUCCGCAACACUGCAUUAACGAAGGAAAGCAUGAAUAUGAAUGAAGAUUUAACAGGCAUUGCAGAGAUAUUCAGUACCCCUAUGAACACAAGACAGAAGAGGGCCAAUUGUGGCAAAUCCCACAGCCCCAAAACUUCACAGGAUGUCCCUUUGUCUGAAGCUUCUGUAAUGAACACCCCUGAGGAAACAGGAGAAAUGGUAGUCUCACCAUUAAGUGCUGACAGCACUGUAAAGCGAGGAUGUUACAACAGUGAAGCUGUUGUCAGGCUCCUCACAGAUGAUCAGGAGUGCAGCUUUACAUGCAGUGAUUCUGUACAGCAGAAGGCAACUUCAGAUGUGAUUUCUUCUGAACAUACUGAACAACGCGAUCUUGUCCUGGAGAGGAUGGUGGUAACCCCAAAACAAAAGCCUGAACCAGAGAUGCCUUUAACAGGAGUUAAGAGACUUAUGAAGACUCCAAAACAGAAGGCCAUGCAGAAGGAAGAUCUUACAGGCAUUAAAAGACUACUGAAAACACCCAAGCAACCAAAAGUAUCUGAAGAAGUGAGUUUAAUUGGUGUAAAGGAGCUGCUGAAAACCCCUAAGGUCAAGGGUCAACCGAUAGACAUUGUUGGAGUUCAGAGAAUAACUCCCAAGGUGAAAGCUGAGCCACAAGUCUUUACAACUGGUGUCAAACAACUGAUGCGAACCGCAAAGCGAAAGAACGAGCCUGUCGACGACAUGGUCGGAUUGAAACGGUUGAUGAGGACUCCAAAGCAGACGAAUAAACCAGUUGAGGGUUCGUUUGGGGUGAAGCAGCUGUUGCAGACUCCCAAACAAAAGAAUGAACCUGUUCAAGACAUGGUUGGAUUGAAGAGAAUUAUGAGGACUCCCAAGCAGAAGAAUGAACCUGUUGAAGACAUGGUUGGAUUGAAGAGAAUUAUGAGGACUCCCAAGCAGAAGAAUGAACCUGUUGAAGACAUGGUUGGAUUGAAGCGACUGAUGAGGACUCCCAAGCAGAAGAAUGAACCUGUUGAAGACAUGGUUGGAUUGAAGCGACUGAUGAGGACUCCCAAGCAAAAAGGGAAGCCAGUUGAAAACAAAUUUGGAAUUGCCAAACUCAUGAAGUCGCCCAAGAUAAGAGGGACCAUUGCAAUUGAAGAUUAUACUGGAUUGCAGGAGCUUAUGCAAGAACCAGAAGUACCAGUUGCCAGGAUUAUUAGCAAGUGUCAUAUCUCUGAACAUGUUUGUACCAAUCCAUGCCCUUCAAUGAAUGGGGAAAUAUUUACUUCUGCCGAAGCAAAGGUGGCCUUUGAAGAACCUUUGGAAUUGCCUGGAAGCCAAAGCAAAACAUCUAAAAAAGCUGUUAGAAGAUGUAAAAAAAAUGACAUUCCAGCUGAAGAUAAAUCUGCUGACUCAAAACGUGAUCCAGCAAUAAGAGCUGCUGAGCCUAAUAUUUCUGAGGUCAAAUCAAAAAGAGGCAGGCAGACCCGGCGAGGCCUGCCGUCAACUCUAGGGGAAGAGGCUCUUACACCUGCUGUUGCAACUCCAGUUAAAACCACUCGAGGAAGAAGAGCAAAACCUGUGCCAGGAGCUGCAGAGGACAAGGUUACUGUAGCUGAAGAGCCGGCUAGUCCUAUCGUGAAACCUCGCCGUGGGAGGCCGGCAAAGACCCUUGUGAAGGAGGCGAAGCAGCCGUCACCUGUUGUGUUGCCGGCUAAAAGAAUGUGCCGGGGUGGCCCCACUGCCACUGCAAUGACUGCUUCUUCUGUCCACUCACCAAGACCUGGUCGUGGAAGGAAAAUGCUAGAUACCCGGGAAGCGCUUCAGGAAGAGAAGCUCAUUCAACCCGAUGCAUCCUCCACUAAAGUUGGAAUGAAGUCCAUCAGGAACACCAGAGGGUCACGUAAAAAUAAUCCGAUUGCAGGCGCUGGAACUGCCAGCGUUUGUGUUGCCGCUCCUCUACCUUCCAAGCUGGAAUCUACGGUUCCGCCAAACGAAUCCCCGGGGCUGGAUAACCUUGUCAUUGAAAAUGAAAAGAGCACAACCAGAAGAGGAAAAGCUGCCCCUCAAGGUUCUAAAGCCAACAAAGCUGAUAAGAAAUCAGCAGUGGAACAAACGGUUGCCAUCAAAGCUGCGGUGAAAAGGGUUGUUUCAAAGACAACAGCAAAGUGGGAUUUGGAGAUACCUGACAGCCAAGAUGUAACAGAGUUACCAGGCUCUAAGAAAAGGUCCGGUGUAGCGGGCAGAGAAAUUGUGGACAUGUCAGCUGAAAAAACCACUGAACCGUCAACAAAGCCCCGUCGAGGAAGAGGGGCGAAAAAGCCAAGCACAGUGUGUUCAGAGCCCACUGUAUCUGACCAGAUCAGGCCUGCGCAGUCAACUACACCAUUGAAAAGCUCAAAAGGUAAGGAACCUGCCGCUAAGGAUGUUAUUGCGCCGAAAAGAGGCGCGAAGCGGAAGGUUGCCCGCGACGAGCCAGUCGAGCAUUUGGAAGAGGCCUCCGCAGAAUCCCCAAGUAGACUUUCAACCACGAAAAGGGUGAGAGGCAAGGCUGCUCGCUUGGAAGAGAAUCGGCCUGCGACGAGUCCAGUUCGGCGACAGAGAGGCCCUGCGAAGAAGGCAGUGAAAACUACAGAAAAGCUGGAAGGAUCUCAAAAGGUAGAAACCCCAAAGCCUGUUGGAAGGAGCAGGAGAAGGGUAGUGCAGCGCAUGGAAGCAGAACCCGUAUCCAAUGAGAGAGAGCCAGGCAGAGGAAACGCCAGCGUAACAGAACCAAGUGAUGGUGGCAAAGUGAAAAGUGCAGCCCGUGGAAGAAGAAAGUCUCCAGCAAAGCCUGAGGCCCCGAGUGUCACAGAAGCCAGACCAGUGAGACGCACAAGACGAAAGUGACCUUUUUGAUCUGAGGUUCCGCUUUUCGUUUAAUAUAGUCUUACAUGUAAAGCGUCCUUUGGCUGUGACUGCUUUCAUUGCUGCGCUUUCAGAUGCUUUUUAUCUUUUUCGCUUUUGUAUAUAUGUUGGUAGGUUUUUACUUUUUUUAAGAGCAGCAUUACAUUGUUUUGUGUAAUUGUCAGCUGCCGGUAAGUUACUCGCAAAUGGGAGAAAUUUUAAAGGAUUAUUUAAAAAAAUGGCUAAUCUGCUGGGUUUUUUUUGUGUUUCAUAUAAAAAGCACUGGGUGUUCAAUAUAUAUUUUCGUGAAAAUGUCUAUUGCUUAAGUUUUUAAUCCUGCCCACUCCUUCAAAUACCUGGGUAAGAAAUUCUCUAUCCAGAAUGUUCAGUGUUUGAUACCAUUCUAAACAAAGAUGAAAGCCUUUUGCUUUGACAUUGAUAAGAUUCGCAGUUGUCUAAUUAGACCGUGGUUAAACUUUGGCAUUCAUUUGUCUUCCUAGUGACUUUUCUGAUUUUUUUUUUUAUUUUUUAUAAAUGUAAUUUCACAGUAGAUAUUAAAAAUUAAGAACUGCAGGAGACCGACACAAAAAUGAGAAUUCAUUUCAAACAAAGCCCCAUAGACUAAAUUCACCCUAAUAGAAUUGUGCAUUGGGGCUAUGAAUCGUGAUUCUUGGUCGCUCGGGGAAAGACUUGUCAAAACCAGUAUUGUUAAUCUGUAGUUGCAUGCGCACUACCAGACCAAUCAGUGAAGUCACUUAAGGGGUAUGUGAAUAUUAUCAAAGAGCGCUAAAUUGGCACGUAAUUAAAGCUUAUUUUUUUUUGCAUUUUAAAAAUCAGGAUUUGCCAUUUGAACCUUUCUUCCAUUUUAAUAUUCAUAGCUGCAAUUUACGUUAAACCCCCGGCCAACUGCAUUUUGCCCAUUUUCCACGUAGUUUUUAGUUGCUAUGUAGUUUUAAUUUGAUUUUUAAAUGCAGCAAGUUUUCGCAGAUUAGAUUUCAGCUUGAUAGGCUUUUAUAUGUAUAUUUCAGAGGUGUUUAUGUAAUUCAUACUCAGGUUUUUAUAUAAAAACAGCCAGUAAAUGUUCCAGAUAAAAUUGCAGACACUCUUUUCCCACUGAUGCUAAAAUAAACUGGAAAAAAAAACCUACUCGUCUGUAUUAAUGCUUUACUCUAUUAACAGCCUUCGCAUACACAGUAUUAAGUCUUUCCAUGCUAAACAAAAAGGCUGUAAAGUUUUAAGCAGGUGACAUGAUUGGCUUUAAGAACAUCUCUGUAGAGUUUGGGCUUUUGUUUCAGAAAGUGGUUUACUGUCAUAGACAGGAAUCUGGCAUAACACCUUUCACUUGUGCUGUGUCUUGAUAAAUGCAUGUUUAACAGUUCAGGCCAUGGGCUAAAGUCUAAUUUUCUUUUAUUCUGGAGUCAUUCUAUAAACGUCCUGUCCUUUCCCCAGACUUCAGAUGAUUUCCAAAUGGUGCUUGCAGCAAUUAAUUGUGAGGUUCGUGGCUCGAAUGUGGUUCCUUGUAUCUGUAACGUUUCAAAUUUUAAUCUAACCUUAGUUUCUCCUUUUGAGACCCCUCGUGUAUCUUCACUUUGUUUACCUCAAAUUAAACUUCAGCUGAUUGUUUACCA